Molecule: messenger RNA, 393 nt
Organism: Sporothrix brasiliensis 5110
Lineage: Eukaryota; Fungi; Ascomycota; Sordariomycetes; Ophiostomatales; Ophiostomataceae
Product: COPI-coated vesicle protein
Exons: 5
Coding region: 1-393 (130 amino acids)
Biological process (GO): vesicle-mediated transport
Cellular component (GO): Golgi membrane
Source: RefSeq, a predicted model, not a curated record
AUGGAUCUUUCCAACGCCUUCCGCAUCAUCAACCUUGGUGUUGGUGUCAUCAUGGUCCUUGGUGGCAUCUCGCAGUUCUUCCCAAUCACCUUCCAGUCCGUUGUCAUUGGCGUCUACGUGAUUCUCUUUGGUCUCGCGACCGCUCUCCUUGAGUUCCAGAUCCCGCCCCAGGUCUCCCGGUACGCGUCGUUCCUGUUCUCCUUCAUCGGCCGUGGUAUCUUCUACGUCUUCAUCGGCUCCAUCCUCUUGCACGACCACACCCUGCGCAUCAUUGCUGGCUCCAUUGUCGGCAUCAUCGGCCUGGUAUACUGCGUGCUCGAGUUUAUCCCGUCGAUUGAGCCGCCUGCGAACAUGCGCGAAGCCGAUGCUGGCUGGGGUGCCGAGCAGGUGUAA